This is a messenger RNA of Ruditapes philippinarum (Manila clam), 7424 nucleotides long. Its product is annotated as serine-rich adhesin for platelets-like. Bases 627 to 6314 code for a protein of 1895 amino acids. NCBI's taxonomy places the organism in Eukaryota, Metazoa, Mollusca, Bivalvia, Venerida, Veneridae. The transcript is spliced from 13 exons. The record is from RefSeq and is a predicted model, not a curated record. Gene Ontology annotation, molecular function: guanyl-nucleotide exchange factor activity.
UUUAUUUUUUGUUUUGAUGAAAGAAAUGCUCUUUAUGGACUUAAUACUCGACAAUGAGAGUGAUUUAUGUGACAUUUAAAAUUCUGCGUAAAAUGUCAAAUUGGUAAAUGUAUUAAGUUGAUCACAUGGUUUCAGUUAAGAGUGUGAUGUCUAAUUUCCAUUGUGUUUAUUUUCCUUUAUGUCUAAGGUGGCGGAUAUGGGUAAGGUGGGGAAUAUCAAUUUUUGUGUCAGUUACAUUUUUGAACAGGUGUGAUUUAUAUAUAGACAUACUAAUUGUAUCUAGACAGUUUUUAGUUGCCUGAGGGUUUGACAGGGCUAAAUUUAUCAAAAUCAAUGUUUAUACUUUCUUGUUUAUCAGUAGGAUUAUGAAUAAAGAACAAAGAUAGCCGAUGUUUGAUUUAUUAAUUGGUAUAUCCUGAUGUAAUAAAUUUUUUUGAUUGAUUUUUUUCUCUUUAUUUAUGUGUGUUAAAUUUUAAUUGACAAAUUUAUCUUUUCACAUCUUAGGUUAAAAUUUUAAACUGAAAAACUGUGGUUUUCUCCUCUCAGCAUAUGUUUCACUGUAAAUGCAAUAAAAUAAUGAAUUUGAAAGCUUGUGUGAGAUACAAGGAGAUAUAAUUACAUUGAUAAUGGAGUAUUGUGAUAUAAAAAGUGACGUCUGCAACAAAACAGAACUAUUUUGUGAGGCGCAUUGUUACGAGGACAGUCAGGCUGAUGGUAGUAACAACAUACCUCCUCAGUCUGCUAAGAUGACCACCUCUGCUAAACAAGGGGUUAGGAAGGCGACCACCUCUGUUAAACAAGGGGUUGGGAAGGCAUGUGCUUAUCAGAACUUUGUAAAUGAUUUCAUGAAUGCAAGAGAUAGUGGAUAUGAUUUCGAAUCGGAUGAGCAAAUGAAUAUGGACUUGAACAGUGAUGUAACAAUGUCUCAGAACUUUAUGAAAGGUCAAGGUCAUGUGCCUUGUGAAUAUAACAAAGUAUCUCUUUUAAAGUGGGGCAUGAAGAACAUUGGGAAAAAUGAUGUUAGAAAGGAGAAUCUAAAUUGCUCCAGGAAUUCUCUGCACUGGGAUGAAUUUUUCGGGCCCUCCAUUGAUCUCACCCCAACCUUAUUAGGAAUAUAUGACAAGAUUGCAUCAGCCAAUGACAAAAUGGAUAAGGGACCAGAUGACCAAUCAGAAGUUGAAUACUUUGUGACCAAUGAUAGCUUGGAGGAUGGCUCUGAUAACCAAUGUCAUUCACCAAAAUCUUCACCUCUUCUUUCCAGACAUACAAUUAUUGACCAAUCAAAAUUCAGGGAACUUUUAAAUCAGCCAAAUAGUGCAAACUCUGAGGUUGAGAACAAGUUUAAGAAAAACAGAGUAAGGGUUGACUCUGAACAUAGAAAUCCAGUUGAUCUGGAUGAAGAUAAUAAGAAGAGACCUUUAAGUAUAAGCUCAAUGUCUUCCUCAUCAACCUCUUCUCUUCCAAGAAGAAGAAAGCGACCAAAUCUUAGUGAAUAUGUUGAAUCACCCAGCUCUAGUCAGCUAGAUAUUGAAAAACUUGACAAUAUUUUAUACAUUGAUGACAACAUUGAAGAAGAUGGGCAUGAAAGAAGUGCUGAAGAACUUUCUGUGUCCUCAGAGGAUAAAGGAAAGUCAGGGGGUGACUCAGAGUCUCAUUCAUCUGUGGACCAUUCUAUAAAUGAAUCGGACCAACCAGAACUCUUGAAACAAGAAAGAUCAUUGUCUCUCGACCAAUCAAAUACAAACUUAUCAUUCACUUCAGCUAAUUCUGCCAAUAGCAGCACUGCUGAUAUAUCAUCCUUGACCUCUGACCAAAAGUCUGUUGAUAGUAAUUCAGAAGGUGAAAAGGUCAGAAGGUCACCAUCAAGGUCAUCACAGAAGUCAAUUGGAAUGUCAAGGUCAACUUCAUUGAAACAGCAGGCUCACUAUGUGAGCUAUGUACAGAGAGUAGUCACUGAACUUGUGGAAACAGAGAGAACAUAUGUUUGGAAUCUACAAGAUAUAAAGCAGGGUUACUAUCAGCAUAUAGCAGAUUCUAAAACUCUAAACAUCACUGUACAAGAGAGGGAGUGCCUGUUUGGAAAUAUAUUAGAAAUAUAUAACUUUAGCCGUCACUUCCUGUCAGAGCUAGAGGAUUGUGGGAUGGACCCUAUAAAAGUUGCAGGAUGUUUCUUGAAGAACAGUGAAGGAUUUGUGAUAUAUGCUCACUAUUGUACAAAUUAUCCAAGUGCUGUGGCAGUGUUGACAAAGGUCAUGUGUGAUCCUCAUCUUAAUUCUGUGUUUAAACAGAGACAGUUAGCAUUGAAUCACAGUCUACCACUGGGAGCGUAUUUACUGAAACCAGUCCAGAGAGUUUUAAAAUAUCAUCUUCUGCUUCAGAAUAUUCUGAAGCACUACAGUAAGAAGGAUCCCGGGCAUGACAAGUUGGUCUCAGCUCUAAAUCACAUGACCAACAUGUCACAUCAAAUCAAUGAGAUGAAACGGAAACACGAGCACGCCGUGCGUGUUCAAGAAAUACAGUCACAACUAGAAGACUAUGAAGGCGAGGACUUUACAAUGCUGGGAGAACUUGUACUUGAGGGGUCAUUUCGUAUGUUUGGGGUCAAGGCUUCACGUCAAUUGUUCCUUUUCGAGAAAGGUGUAAUCAUUGCCAAACGUAAAGAAGACGGGAUGCUGAGUUGCAAGGCUGUGAUACCCUGUAACCAGUUGAUGUUAGUAGAAAGCAUCCCUAAGGAACCCCUCAACUUCCAGAUUAUUCCCUUCGAUAACCCUAAAGCUGCUCAUAUCAUCCAUGCUCGUAAUCUUGACCAGAAAAGGAAAUGGUGUCAGGAGAUUAAGCGUCUUAUACUCGAAAGUUACUCGAAAAAGAUUCCAGACAAUGUUAAAGAUCUCAUUAUUGAAAAGCUCGGCAAGAGUAAAGAAGAUGAACUGGUUCAGGCCGGUACGGCUGAUUCCGGAAAAAGUCAUGUGAGUACACCAGAUUAUCUUGAGAAACGUCUACGAGCACGGAGAAAAUCAGGAUCAGCCCUUAUAUCAGAAAUAUUGCGGCCUCAAAAGAACAGAAGAGCUCAGCAAGCAAAAUCUAAGUCUGAAUCACCUAUCUUGAAGCCACAACCUUUAGAAAGUUUGAUGUAUACAAAGAACAAAUAUCAAGAGAACAAUGGUUACAGAACGCCAUCAGGGCUUGCAAGAGGAUCAAAAGUCUCCAAACAAGAAGAAAACCAGGAGAACUGGUCUCCAAAUCGUGCUGCCAAACGUCCUGUCUCUAUUCAGCGAAGUCGGAGUUUCCAGACCUCUUCUAUAAAAAGUCCAUCACCUGAGCCAUAUUUAAAAGAGAAAUCCAAUGUGGAUUCCAUGUCCAUGGAUAAUCUGUCUCAGUCAGAUGGACCAGCUCUUCGAACAAACAGUUUUCGACUGGCGACUCGAGUUUCGCCAAUUCGGUUCGAUUCGGUAGACGGUGCCAGAAUCCUUCAGAGUCAAGAUGAAGGAGAAGAAAAUGUUAAAUUGAAUGGAGACAUUCAGAAACUUGUAGACAAUAUGAGACCAUCAGUCAGGAAAAGUAUUGAUGACAUAGAUGGUGGCGGAAAUAAGUCAGAUCAAUAUUUCCGUGAAAAGACGUCAAAUGGUGAAAGCCAUAAUUUUGAUGGAAGCUACCUUGAUGAUCUCAGUUCACCGAAGAGGUCACGCUAUGCAAGUAUGCCUGUUUUAAACACUAUACCAUCGAGUUCUCCUCGCACUUCAAGACUGUCAUCCGAGAGGUCGGCCUAUAGUCCAACAAUGAAUCAUCUACCAAGAUCCAGCAUACACCAUGCCAAAAGAAUUGAUAUUAAACCUUACUUUUCAUGCAGUAGAGACAAAAUAAAUCAAAUUUCGUCUUCACCAGCUAAAAACAAAGAAAACGAUUUACAGAGUUUGACAAAGGACCAAAAACAUGUUAAUGCUUUUAACGAUACUUUCUCACAUAUCAGGAAAUCUCAGGAAAACCUUUGUGACAAAACUGGAGAAGUGCCAAAACCUUUAAGUUUAACCCAGCCUAAGCCUUUCACUUCCACUUUAAAAAGUUCCGCCAGUGUUCUACAAUCACAAGCAAGGUUGAAUAAAUGGGGUCAAGAAAGGUUCAUCAAAGGAUCUAUGUCAGAUUUGUCACAUUUAAAAGAUGAUCCAUGGGUACGGAACAAACAGAGGUCUUAUACAGAAACAAAAUUGACUUUAGAUGCAAUGAGAAAUAAAUCUCCUAAAGUUGAAAGGUCACCAAGUAAACAAACAAACAGAAAAAUUGAUAGACUUAGUUUAGAUAAUAACAAUCCACGACAUUUAAGAACCCAGUCUUUUAACGGAGAAGACACUAUGGCCUCAAACAAUAGUUUAGACUGGAUUGUAUAUGCAAACAGAAACUCUUUGCCAGUUUCGGGUCUGGCAAGUGAAGAAAUCGGCAGAAAGUAUAAAUUUUGCACACCACCUAGAGGUGUAAUGGACCAAACCCAACUGUCCAAAUAUAGUGAUGCAGAGAUGAUGAAAACACCUCAGCAUCGGACAGCUGUAGCUUCACACAGUACACCCAUUAAUACUUCAUCAAGUAGUUACAGCAAUCAUAGUUCUGGUCAAGAAACAGAUUUUAGAAUGAACGAAAGCUCAAUUUCUUUAUCAGCAACAAACACAAGCAGUGAAACAUGCAGCAGUCCAGAUAUAUUGAAAGAUGGGGUUUUUGAUGAUAAUGGUUUAUCAGAAAAAUUCUUCCCAAGAGAAAGGGCACAAGUUUCUAGAUCGUUCUCAUCACCAGGGUCAGACUAUUCUCCGAAGUUAAAGAGGCAGCAUCAUGAAGACCGACCAGCAUCUGCUGAUAUUCUAGGUGAUGGCAUGAAAGAAAGUGAAAAGCUCAUUGCUGAGAUGGAGCAUUAUUUGAAGCGAUCAACCUCAUCAAGUGGAAGUCUAAGUUCCUCUAAUAGUAAAUUUCCAACCAAUAUACCAAACUUCGAGAAAAAGAAUGAAAACAAAAAUUACAAUCGAAACUCAGUCUUAUCCACAGGAUCUGCAUCUUCAUAUGAAAGCACUAGUGACUUUAAAGAAAAAGAAGAACAAGAAGAAGGUUUAGUUGAUUCAAUAAAGAAUAAAAUAAGUAGCAUUACAUCAAAGCUCACUGGAAAGAAGUCUGUGAUAUCACAAUCGCAGAUAUCAAAACUGAAUGAAACUUCACCUAGAUUUACUCCUGAAGAUCAUCCAAACAAGAUAAACAAUAAUCUCAGUUUACGAAUCAAGCCAGGGCAACAUAGAUCAGGGAAACUAAAUCUACCAUCCCUUCUUAAAGAAUCAGAACUAGGUAGUGAAGCUAUUGGCUCGAGAAUGGCAAACACCGAUCUAGAUGAUUAUGCGACCUUUUCUUUACCUCAGGAUGCAGAAACAACUGAAUCUAAACAGGAAGGUAAACAAUUGCAUUAUGGGAGAUUUUCAUCAGCAAGUUUGACUGGUUUUAAGUUAAACCAAAUUCAGUCUGCCAAAUCAAAACAGCAGUCUCAGUCUGAAUCCAAACUUUAUCAUCCUGUAGCAAACUUGAAAAAUGUGGCCCAGUCUGAUUCAGCAUUUUCUAUUCAAAGUGCAGAUAAUGAUUCUAGUUCAACAGAAGAUUCACCUCGUCGUGGGGAAUCACAUGAGGGUAGGGAGUCACCAGGUCAAGAUAAAGAUUCAAAAGAAUCUUCAGGUACAGGCACCUUCUAUGAACGGAGAUUUUCUGAAGUUUUUAAUAACGAUGAAGCAUUUAGAGAUUCUGCUGUGUAUUGUGAUGACAUAGAUUCUCCGCCGGCUGUUACACAGAAAAAAACAAACCCUUUACCACCUACUCCUACUGUAAAUAUUAAAUGUUACAUUAGUCAAUUGGAAGAAAAGAAUAAACAAAAAAUGCCACCACCAGUAAAGGUUCGUCAGAAGGAACCGAGUGCUACAAUCAAACAGCGAAUGGAGAGUUUAACAGCGCAUAGCGAAUAUCGUAACAAAAGUUCAAGUACCAGCCGCAGUAUGAGUACGGCAACAAGUCGUACCCAGAGCUGCUCUUCUAGCCGCGCAGUUAGCGAGGAAAGGCAACUCACUGGAUCUGCACUACAAGAGUAUAUAGUCAAUAAAUUUCCGACAAAAUCGGGUCUGGAAACUUUUGAUGAUUGCUCAUUCAGAAGUAGGUCAGGGUCAAGCUCUAGGGGCGGAGGGAGAAUGAAAGCGGCAUUUUCAACCGGAAGGCUUGAUCUUCUUAGUAUGGAUGUUGAUAAUUUAGUUAUAAUGAAAGGCUGGGUUAAAGAACUUGUUAAAAAGUUCCAAGAUGAAAAAUGAUUUUUUUAUAUUUGAUAUAUUUUAUAAAAUUUAUUUAUUAAUUAAACCAGAGGUAUGUCAUGAAAGUGCAAUGUUUGUGUUUGUGACGUUUUAAAACAACUGUGAUUAGUUUUAAUAUGUUUCUUCUUUUUUUAAAACAAAUUUCUUAGCAAAAUAGUGUAUCUGGAAAUAUUUUUUUAGAGUGUAUAUAUUAUAUAUUACAUGUUACUUGAUGUUUUUAUCUGAUAUGUUUCUUAUUUUUGUUAAAGAUGUGCUGGUGAAUUGUGCUGAAAAUGUAAAAAUGUAUAUCUAGUUCAAAAAGUACUAUUGAGUGUUAGAAAAGUGUACAUGAACAUAAUAUAGAUUUUAAAAAUAAAGUGGAAACUUGUAUUUUAAAAAAGUGCAUGUAAUUCAAAUUUCAAGCUACAUUAGUAUAAAGUGGUAGUAGUUGAUAAGAAAUGCAUUCUUCUUAAGACCAAUAUAAUAUUUAAUUUUUUAGCUCACCUGAGCAUGCUCAGGGUGAGCUUUUAGGAUCGAUGAUUGUCCGUCGUCCGUCCGUUCACAUUUAGUUGUUAACACUCUAGCGGUCACAUUUUUGCCUCAAUCAUCAUCAAACUUGGUCAGGAUGUUUGUCUAGGUGAUAGCUCGGAUGAGUUCGAACAUGGGUCAUCUCGGAUGAAAAAGUAGGUCACCGGAGCUAAAAAUAGAAAAACCUUGUUAACACUCUAGCGGUCACAUUUUUGCAUCAAUCAUCAUCAAACUUGGUCAGGAUGCUUAUCUAGUUGAUAGCUCGAAUGAGUUCGAACAUGGGUCAUCUCGGAUGAAAAAGUAGGUCACCGGAGCUAAAAAUAGAAAAACCUUGUUAACACUCUAGCGGUCACAUUUUUGCAUCAGUCAUCAUCAAACUUGGUCAAGAUGCUUGUCUAGGUGAAAGCUCGGAUGAGUUCGAACAUGGGUCAUCUCGGAUGAAAAACUAGGUCACCGGAGCUAAAAAUAGAAAAACCAUGUUAACACUCUAGAGGUCACAAUUUUGCCUCAAUCAUCAUCAAACUUGGUCAGGAUGUUUGUCUAGGUGAUAGCUCGGAUGAGUUUGAACAUGGGUCAUCUCGGAUGAAAAAGUAGGUCACCGGA